UGGGCGGUGCGUGGCGCGGCGCGGGCAGGGUGACCGCGGGCCGGGCGCUUAGUCCCGCCCCCAGAGGAGGCGGGAGAAGAACCGGAGCCUGGCCGCGGGCUGGGCCCCGCCGCAGCUCUCGCUGGCCGGCUGCGUCCUACUGUCCCUUCUCCCGGUGGCCCGGCCCCGGCCGAGCCCAGCCCCCGCCAUGCCGUCCACGGGGCUGUGCGGGGCCGCGCCGCUUGCUGUGCUCGCCUUCUUGAUGCUGGGAGCUUCCCUGGCGCUGGCCGGCGAGGACUGCCUGUGGUACCUGGACCGGAAUGGCUCCUGGCAUCCAGGGUUUAACUGUGAGUUCUUCACCUUCUGCUGCGGAACCUGCUACCAGCGGUACUGCUGCAGGGACCUGACCCUGCUCAUCACAGAGAGGCAGCAGAAGCACUGCCUGGCCUUCAGUCCCAAGACCAUAGCAGGCAUCGCCUCAGCUGUGAUCCUCUUUGUGGCUGUGGUUGCCACCACCAUCUGCUGCUUCCUCUGUUCCUGCUGCUACCUGUACCGCCGGCGCCAGCAGCUGCAGAGCCCAUUUGAAGGCCAGGAGAUUCCGAUGACAGGCUUCCCAGUGCAGCCAGUGUACCCAUACCCCGAGGACCCUAAAGCUGGCCCUGCACCACCACAGCCUGGCUUCAUGUAUCCACCCAGUGGUCCUGCUCCCCAGUAUCCACUGUAUCCAGCUGGGCCCCCUAUUUACAACCCUGCAGCUCCUCCCCCCUAUAUGCCACCACAGCCCUCCUACCCAGGAGCCUGAGCAACCAGCUGUGUGUCUGUUGCCCCUUCAGUGAUGCCAACCUUGGGAGAUGCCCCCAUCCUGUACCUGCAUCUGACCCUGGGGGUGGGAAGGGGUCCUCUUGUCAUCAGGCCCCAGACCAAGCCAAGCUAUGGGCCCGCUUGGAACAGAGCCCCGAAGAGGUGGAACAGGAAUGGAGCUGGAACUAGGCCAUGAUAGAGGGGCGGGUGGGGAGGGCUCGGGAUUGGUGGACUUAUUUUUAUUGGGGGCAAGGGAGGGAGGUGACAGCCUGGGUCACACCCCCUGCUUUCAAAAAAUCCCUCUACUCCCAGGGAUCCCAGACAGGGAAGGUUGGGCCCCUCCUGUUUGCCCACGGGGCAGAGGUGGGGGCAGGGAUGAGGUGCCAUCUGCAGUCAGCAGUAGCCCUCCUCUCUGGCUGCCCCACUGGCAGGGUCCUGGCCUGCUGGAUUAAAGCUGUAAAGAUGUAACUCA
This is a messenger RNA of Choloepus didactylus (southern two-toed sloth), 1252 nucleotides long. RefSeq names its product shisa family member 4 (gene SHISA4). The transcript is spliced from 5 exons. Lineage: Eukaryota; Metazoa; Chordata; Mammalia; Pilosa; Megalonychidae. The coding region runs from base 188 to 781 and encodes 197 amino acids. The record is from RefSeq and is a predicted model, not a curated record.